UUCCAUUGAGAAGAAGAGGGAAAGAUGGCGUCCUCUAACAAUCCGCGCAAAUUUAGCGAAAAAAUCGCUUUGCAUAAUCAAAAGCAGGCGGAGGAGACUGCCGCUUUUGAAGAAGUGAUGAAGGACUUGAACAUCACCAGAGCCGCUCGGUUGCAGUUACAGAAGACCCAGUAUUUGCAACUAGGGCAGAAUCGUGGACAGUACUAUGGAGGCUCACUGCCCAAUGUCAAUCAGAUUGGGAAUGGCAACAUUGACCUGCCUUUUCAGAACUCUGUGCUGGACACCAGUCGGACAAGUAGGCACCAUGGACUUGUGGACCGUGUUUACCGCGAUCGUAACCGCAUCACGUCUCCUCACCGUCGCCCACUCUCAGUGGACAAACACGGUCGCCAAAUUGACAGCUGUCCCUACAGUUCAGUUUACCUCUCCCCACCGCCAGACACAAGCUGGAGAAGGACGAAUUCGGAUUCGGCUUUACACCAGAGCGCCAUGAACCCGAAGCCCCAGGAAGUGUUUUCAGGAGGAUCUCAGGAACUGCAGCCUAAACGAGUUCUGCUGCUGACGGUGCCUGGGACGGAAAAUUCAGAGUCCGAUGCAGACAAGGAUGUACAGAAUCAGCUGUGGGAUGACAAGAAGGAUGAUGCAUCUCAGCCUAAUACCUGUGAUGUCCCAGGAAUCAAUAUAUUCCCAUCACCAGACCAGGAAUUGAGCCCGUCUGUGGUCCCAGCUGCUCACAACACUGGUGGUUCGCUGCCGGAUCUGACUAACAUCCAGUUCCCUCCUCCGCUGUCCACACCACUUGACCCCGAGGACACCGUGUCCUUCCCCUCGCUCAGCUCAGCCAACAGCACGGGCAGCCUGACCACUAACCUCACCCACCUGGGCAUCAGUGCUGCAAGUCAUGGGAUCACCACUCCUUCUCAGCCUUCCAUGACUGUAACGGGCCAGCGCAGGCAGCCACCUGUGGUGCCACUUACUCUCACCUCUGACCUCCACCUCCAACAGUCCCCACAACAGCUCUCACCCACACUCUCCUCACCUGUUAAUAUUACACAGGCUUUGCAAACGGAAACAUUAACUUUGGAGCAGCAGCUUUCCCAGUACCCCCUGUUCAACCAGCUGACGCCGCAAGCCCAGGCUCAGCUACUCAGUGACCUCCAGAAACAGCCGGCGCUGCCACAGGGCAUCCAGCUCAUUGCUCUGCCCACUCUGACCUCGUCCGGGACAGCCACUGCAAGCAGCCCCUCCCCGGACAGCCAAACCACCGCCAGCAUGAGCAUCAGCUCGUAUCGCAAUCAGACUGGCUCACCAGCCACUCAGUCUCCAACCUCCCCAGUCUCCAAUCAAGGCUUCUCCCCUGGAGGCUCGCCUCAACACAUUCCUGUGGUGGGCAGUAUAUUUGGCGACUCCUUCUAUGAUCAGCAGCUGGCAUCGAGGCAGACCAAUGCACUUUCUCACCAGCUUGAGCAGUUCAACAUGAUUGAAAGUCCCAUCAGCUCGUCCAGCCUUUUCAGCCAAUGCUCCACCCUCAACUACACGCAGGCAGCCAUGAUGGGCCUCACCGGCAGCAGCUUGCAGGACUCGCAGCAACUUAACUACAGUAACCAUGGCAACAUCCCCAACAUCAUUCUAACAGUCACAGGUGAGUCUCCGCCCAGCCUCUCUAAAGAGCUGACCAACUCUCUGGCGGGUGUUGGUGAUGUCAGCUUCGAUGCCGACUCCCAGUUCCCCCUGGAUGAGCUGAAGAUAGAUCCACUCACACUGGAUGGACUCCACAUGCUCAAUGACCCUGACAUGGUGCUCGCUGACCCCGCCACAGAGGACACGUUCAGGAUGGACAGACUGUAGCAAGGCUGUGUUGGAGCAAAGAGGAAUAAAACAAAAACACUAACGUGAGUGAAGAGAAACAAAGGGCAGGAUGAACCCUCUCCCUCGUUGCAUGGCCGUCCAGCUGUAUGACUCUUUGAAAGAUGCGCCACCAAAAAACACAACGGGGAAAAAGUCGUCCAUUGGCUUGCAACGGGAAUGGCCUCGCUGUUGUUUUGAUAAAGAUUGGUUGCUCGGCGCUUUCGCUAGCCUACUCUUGUUUACAGUGCUCCAUUACAUGCCACAUAUAUUUAAAAAAAUGCACAUUAUAGCCAUUUUCUUUUCAUAUCCACAUUAAUUUGAAUCGUUUUUGCUUGUAGCAGGAAGCUGCUAAUUUAUUGGGUAAAAUAAUUGUUUUGGCUAUGUAUAAAAGAGGAGGAAGCCGGUUUACUCACUACCCCUCAAACAAGUUCUCCUACCAUAGCAUGAUGACUUUCUUUUUGACACUCAAAGCUUUAUUUUUGACAACCAAAUGUUAUUUUCAUCUUGUAAAUGUUUUUAUGCUUUGUGUAUUUAUGUUUUAUUUAUUUAUUUAUUUGGUCAAAGGGUUGAUAUUUUAUAACUUACAUUUGAUGCCAAACUGUCUGUAGGCGGAGUGUAAUGUUACACAUAAAUUACAAACACAUAAAUGUUUUUUUUAAUUAUUACUUUAAGCUUUUACUUGGGAAACGAAGGAGUGCAAAACCUCCCCAUAGUUGCUCUUUUGGUGUUAGUUGUGCCAUUAUGUUAUAUUGUGCUGCAGUUCAACAAGCAAAUCUAGAAAUCAGUUCUAAGCACCACGUCAGGUGGACUUUACUGGGAUUACCACUCAUCAGGAAAUUCAAUUUAACCAAAAGUGCAACAGAAUUCAUUCUCAGCAAGAAAAAUAGCCAUUAUAUGCACUAUAUUGCCAAAAGUAUUGACUUAGCCAUCCAAACAAUUUAUUUCACCUGUUCCAAUGUGUGUAUACAAUACAAUGAGGAGUGAGGUGACAGUUGUGAGUUUAUAGAAAAUCACCAGAACAAUAUGUCCAGUUGUGACAUUUAUUGACCACUAAAUAUUCCUCUCUACGGCGCCCCCUAGGGGACAUGGGAAUUUUUUUUUUCUUUUGCGUCCCCUCGCAAAACGUUUGCGUAACACAAUACUUCUGCGUUACCUCGCAAAACGCAAGGGGAAGCAAAAGUAUUGUGAGGGGACGCAAUACUUUUGCGUCCCCAAAAACUGGAUUAGAAAGUUUGGUGUGGAAGAUCAGGACUGGCCUGCACAGGGUCCUGACCUCCCUUUAGGAUGAAGUAGAGUGGCGUUCAUGGGCAUAUGCCAUGUUCCUUUUACCUUGAAAGUCUGAACUUGAAGCUUUGCUUUACCUCACACUCAAGUGUUCCAGUUAACAUAGUGUGAGAAGUCCUGUUUGAGACGUGGCGAUGCCCAAGUAGACCUUGCUUGCAGUACCUCUUGCGAUCUUUAUUUGAAGAUUUACUUUCCAUAAGCAAACACCACUCUUAAUUUUAGCUUCUAGUUGAGGGCACUACGUGUAACAUUGAGUUUAUCCACACACUUUCAAGUUUGUCUUGUAAAAUAAAAAUGUUUCCACUUCAGCUUACGACUGUUGAUAACAGCCAUGUUGAAACUGAAAGUCAACUUUACAAAUAGCCUUGACUGGGAAGUGUGUCUUCAGGGGCCAUUGACAUCGAUUUUUCAGACGGGGAAGUCAGAAUUUCGGAGUUCUGUCUCCAAAUGUAACAAACCAUAUAGACUUUUGAUAGAUUCACAUGAACACACUCCUAGACCUUGUGGAAAUCCUUCCCCUAAGAAUCGCAGCCAGAAGAGCUGCAAAAGGCAGGCUGAUAAAAUUAACCAUGUGAAUUAACUAUGGGAUGUCACUCAAGGUCAUAUAAGUAUUAAGAGCCAAACCAGGAAAUACUGAUGGCAAUGUAGUUUAUAUUUAAGCUGAGAAGUUCACUUGAAAAGUAAUACAUUUGUUUUUAAACCAGAGAACAUUUAAAUCUGAAUAUUUUUCAGUCACUGUGAAAUCACCUGAUUUUGCCUUACAGUAAUAUUGUGCUUUUCUUCUUCAGUGUUUUAUGUGACGACGUAUUUUCCUAACUGAAUAUUUGACCUCUUCUUGUAUUUGAGACAAACUUUGGUCAGUCAGUAAUCUUUGUGAUUAUGUAGAGUGUAAACAAAUCGAUGUACUGUAUUUUGUAGCUGUACACUUGAUAGCCAAAUUGUUUUUACGUGGGACAAAAAGAAAACGGGAAAAAACAAAGGUCCAAGAAAUUAUGUAAAGAGUGCAAUUAUGGGGAGGCUUUAUGCUCCUUUCCAGGGGGUCUCUAACAAAAACGCAACUAAAGUUAAAUACAGAGAGAGGAAUCCGAAGUCAAGUGAAGUGUUUUAAGAUGCACGCUAAGAUUUUUAAGAGACUUCUCUUGAAUGUUUAUAUCCUCUAUUUGGUUAGAUUAGGUGCAUAAAAGCUAGCUAAAGAUCUCUUUAAGAUGAACUCUUAAGUGUAAUUAUGUAAAAUGUGCAAUGUUUCAAAAACUCAAAUCUGCCUUGUUUGUUCAGUCUCGGAAGCAGCAGAAAUAGCUUCAAAAACAAAACUUCAAGACUUUCAAGCCAAACCGUUCACAUUGUCAUCUGCAAUGAGUUCUGACCUUUGUUGCCAAAAUGUUUCCAGUUGCACGGCUGUUGUUGACAACACUACCUUUGCAUUCAGUGCCAACUGGUCUGCCUCAGCCUUUUUGUCAGAGUUUCCCUGAAAGGCUUCUGUGGAUUUUUGGGAUCAUUUUUGGCUAACUUUAAUGUUCAGGUGUAAAUGUAUUGAAAUUUUUACAGACUGUCUAAACACGCCCAAGAUGGGAAUUACACCCAUCUGUUGUGUGGUUUAAAGCAUUCAUUGUGUCUCGUAGACAGCUCCAUCAGCAGUUUUGUUUGCCUUCAGCACACCCUGACUCCUAUGCAAAUGAGAUGACAAAAAAUCUAUGGAACUUAAAGGAAAAAUCCAACUUCCUCCAUAUGCUCAGCUGGAUUUAUUCUUCUGAAGCAGAAUAUUGGAGGGAUUUUUACUUAAACGUCUAUGAAACUCCUCUGAAAGCUUUGACAGACAUGGUCAUUAUGGGCUGCUUUUUGUAAAAAAAAUAAAAUAACAAAAAAAGCUAAUUGCCGAGGCUUUCACUGAAAACUUAAUUUGGCCCAAUUCAAGCCAAAAUCUAUUGGUUGUAGGUUGUAAAAUAUGGUAAAAACGACUUUUGAUGCUUGAGUGCAGAACGGGAAUGUUUUGGUGGCGGUAUGACAAUCAAAGACCAAAAUUGUGUUUUGAAAUGUUGACAUAAGAAAAAAGUUUCUACGCUGAAGCAUAAAUCCAGCUUUAAAGUGAUGCAUGAUGUUGUCUUCUUCUUUUUCGAAAUGCUUAUAUCUUGUGGACAGUAGGGUUGUUCAGUUAUGAAAAACAUUAUGAUUAUAAUUAUUUGAGUUUGAUCACAUUUUUUGCACAAGCUUUAGCUCAAAAGUUUUAUAUAUUUUUCUAAAUUUUGUCAUUUGCAUAGUAGCCAAUCUUUUUUUCACAUAAGACAUGUAUAGGUGAUGUAUAAUCAAAUGAUUGAUAUAUAUGAUGGGGAAAUGUAUAUUCCAAUCAGAAAUGUCUUUAAAUUUUAGUGAACAACAGCUAAACCUGACUAUUCACUAACAGACAGGUGGCUGCAGUGACCAAUACUGUCUCUAUCAUGUUCUUUAAUUGCUAACAUUGUUGCAGAGGUUUAAAAACCUUGUACUACCAUGAUGUUCCAGUUUCACGAUGUAUUUUUUCGGAAAUUAGGAACACUAAGCUAUAUGAAAGUAAAAUAAAUAAUCUUUUGUGUGAUUGUUUGGAGCCAAGAUUGGAUUACUAAUUUAAUUAAUUGUACAUCCUCAGUGGACAGAGCACUUCUUUCUGCUCAGUAAGCUGAUGUCCAAGUUUAGCUGCCAGCUGUUAUUUAAGAUUAAACAUGAUCUUCAAGAACAGUUAGUUACCUAAAAACAACUCCAUAACCAAUGUUGGAUUUUUUCUUUAAGCGUAGACAUUUUGUACAGAUGUUCUGUUUCCAAAGGUUUGCAUACAUAAGACUUUGCUGUUGUGAUGCCAGUGAUUGGAGCUUCACCCCAGUCCCUCAUCCUGCCGCAGUCAUUCAAAUGGACUUUGUACAUAAAGCUGCAACAAAAUGCAUGACUAAACGGACAGUCCAGACCUCUAAACGAAGGCCUUCUAUAGCUCUGCAGGUUUGAUUUGUGUAACAUUAUGCUAACACAAACCGUCUAAAGGGAUGCAUGUUAUGAGUUUCUUCCUGUGCACCAGUAAACUCCUGUUAAGUGACUCUGUUACCUCCAUUUCUGUACGAUGCUACUUCACGAAUGAUACAAGAAUGUAACUUCUGUGGCAGUGUUGUGGUUUUAGCCCAAUGAGCUGAUGUUUGGAGUGUUUGGUUCUGUCCCAGCAGGUCAAGGCUCCCCUCCCCCCCAUGAAGAAAUUGACUGUUGCUUGUACCGCGUUCUCGUCACACUGUAGCAUCUCUCUGCAGUUGAUUGUGAAAGACCCUUUUUCAAACAAAUAGGAGAUGCCGCCCUGUAAAUGUUCCAGAUUGGCACGCGCUCUGAUUGUUUGCAUUUGUGGACUUGUGAAGCAUCUACAUUAUGCAGUCAGCUGCAUGACAUGAUUGACACAUUUGGCAGGUUCUUAUCCCAUGAUGUACUGGAUCUUAAUCUUGCUAUGCUAAAGUGGAGCGUGUUUUAAGACAUGUUUUUGUUUUCUGAUGUUGCCUACCAUGUUUGGUUCUGGGCUGGAUAAAGUGAACUGUUUCUGUUACUGUGCAAUGUUUUAGUCCACUAGUUGCUUCGCACUUUAACUGUGACUCACAAUACUCACGUUUGAGCUGGGAUUGUUCAGCCCGAUGUGAAUGCUGACUGUUUCAUAGAAGAAAUAUUUUAAUGUAAAAGAAAAAGAUGGAUUUUCUAUUUUCUUUUGGGAACUACACUUUGGCUUGUCCUGUUUGUUUUUUCUGUUUUUGUUUGAAGCUGUUAAAACUUUUAGAAGAUGCAAAAUCAGAAAGGGCUUAUUCCGGUGCAGCUUACACUCUAAUGUUGGAACUGAACGAAGGAUAUUGCUUUUGUGUUCCUGUGCUUCUAUGUUCCCCCGUUUUAUAAACUAAAUCUGAGACAUGUAAAAAUACGUGUUGAGGAACAUGCUUUAAAUUUAAAAUUGCACAGAACUGAAAGGAGACCUGUAAUUGAUUACUAUCUUUUCAUUCUUAGAUUUUGUUGAGGGAGAUUUUGGAUUAAGCACCUUCUCUUGCAUUUUCAGGGUUCCAACAGUCUGGAAAAGUAUCAAAAAAUAAAUCAGAGAGAAAAUGUUUCUGCAUUUACAAGCUAUCUCAAAACUUUCAAAAUACGGCCAUACGUUUAUCUGUCCCGUCAUUCCUGCGUGUCUAUCUGUCUUUCCUUCUUUAUGAAAGAAAUAUAGUGUCAUCAACCAACGUUUGUUUUGAAAUUUUAAUUUAUAACAGAAUUUUUUUCUGUUCUGUUAUGAAUAUGAUUAUUAUUACAAUUAACCCUAAGAAUUUACUUGUUAGGCUCAUUUGAUCACAUGAUACCAGUAUGUUGAUAGGCUAAAAGCUGCUCAACACCUUGUGGUGUUAAUUGCUUUGGCUUGGGUCACCAGAAGGUCACUACAUUUAUGGCAAAUAUAAAGUAAAAUAAAAAUUUGCAUACAUAAUUGCACAGAAUAUGAAUAUUGUAAUCUAAUACAAUAUUCCGUGUCUAAAAUAAACCAGAUUCCAUUGAGUCUAUAUUUCUUACACAUCACACAUCUCAGUUAGUCUUUUUGUAGAUUAUAUAUUGGACGUGUAACUUGACCUCUGUAGAAAUAUCUUGUAUAAGUAUACAGUGUAUCUCAAUGUUCUGUGUUUUAAUAUGAGCCAAAAAAGAUUAAUUGAUAUUAAACAUUUUGAUCUGAAAAACAUGCAGGAAACCUGAUUUUUCACUAUGUAUAUAUGACUAGGAUUAAACUUCCAGAAAUGGUGUCUUCCCUUCAAAAAUAUGAUGAUGCAAAAGCCGACCAAGUCUAAGGCUGCAAAAUGAUGGGACGUGCUAAAAGUUUGACUUUUUUCACUAGGCAUGUUUGGAUUUUGAAUAUUUAUACACUUUUAAGAUAAAACUAGGUGAAUUUAAUUCUCUUGUUGUGUCUGCUUGAUCAGAAUUUUGAGCUGGGGAACAUGGAACAAUGGAAACAUAAAUGUGAUCUAUUGUACCUCGGUUUUAUGUUUCAAUACUUUAAAAAAAAACAACCUUGGAGUAAAUUUGAGAGUUCCAGCUCUUACUGGGACUUUCCCUUGCUUCCUCAUUUACUUGUAAUCUCAAAAUCAUUACACUCAACAGCUUGUAUUUGCAUCAUCUACGCAAACUGUUACUAAGUGUACUACAAUGCUGUUGCAAUGCUUCACAGAAGUAGCUUGGACUGUAAAGCGAUGGUCGUUCAGUUUCUCACAUCUGAACAUAUGAAACAUUACAGGGUGGAUAGGUUCAUACAGGAGACACUAGUGUGGCAUUAGUCAUCAGCAAAUGCAGCACUAGUACUUGAUGUCAGAUUUGGCAGCUUGUUAACUUUAUAUUUCAGAGGUACAAAAUGUAUCUUUAGAGUAAAAGCAAGGUUAGAAUUGAAGAUGAAAGUUUUUACCUGACUUUUGUUUGUUUUUUUAUUAUUGUUUUACAUCUACACAGCUUAAAUUUUACUUUAGACUCCUUGUUUUAGUCUCAGAUAAACUCACAUUACGCUGCAGCACAACAGUCAGGUUGUGUUCCAAGAGCAUUGGAGAUGGAUUAUGUAUUUUGUCUAAAAGAGAAAAUGUGUCCAAGAUUUGCUGCUCAGUCAGAAAAUUAUGUCCCUUUAAGAACCAGAGGUUACUUUUCAAUAAAAUCUAUAUGACAGGCUCUAGAAAAAACAGUUUUAUGUUCCACUUUAAGCUUAUCGUGAGAAUAGCAUUAUAUCACUGUUGUCCUGUAAGUUGUAGUGAGACCUGUAGAUAAUUAUUUGUUGCCCUGUGAUUCUCUUUUAUGUGACCAUUUGUUUUAUAAAGCUGAAAGAAAACCCUUGAUUAAAUUGAAUGUGAAGGACAGAAUUUUUCUCUGCAUAUAGUCUUGAUUUUCAAAAAAUAUUGAUUCGAGACAUACAGAAAAGUUUUAUUUCUUAACAUCACAGCGUGUUGCUGUAGACAUGCAUGAUGUUUCAGUCCUCUUGUAAAAGUGUUUUGGUUAUUGUUUCUAUUUUGUAACCUGUAAAUGCAAAUUUAAAAGAUUAUUU
Poeciliopsis prolifica (blackstripe livebearer) is the source of this 9169-nucleotide messenger RNA. RefSeq names its product CREB-regulated transcription coactivator 1-like. Gene Ontology annotation, cellular component: cytoplasm; nucleus. Gene Ontology annotation, biological process: positive regulation of transcription by RNA polymerase II; protein homotetramerization. The transcript has 14 exons. Lineage: Eukaryota; Metazoa; Chordata; Actinopteri; Cyprinodontiformes; Poeciliidae. Gene Ontology annotation, molecular function: cAMP response element binding protein binding. The coding region runs from base 25 to 1848 and encodes 607 amino acids. The record is from RefSeq and is a predicted model, not a curated record.